GAGAACUGCACAAGAGCUAGGAUGCUAACAGCUUCUCAGCAUUGACACAGUUUCAUUCACAGUUACAGUUUCACAUUUAACCGAGUGGAGAAGACCACCGACUAUUUCUGAGGUUGGAGCUGAGGAUGUAGCUAACUGUGGGGCAUCAGAAAGCUCUUGUCUUCAGAUAAAAAGAAAGAAAAGGGACCCCUCCCUUCAACCCUCUGCUUCCCCAGCCCUGGAGCAGCUGGACCCAAACCCAGGCUGCCCGGUGCCCGGCUCGGCCGUCCUGUCAGUCUGUCCCCACUGUGCCCAACCAUGCUGUUCUCCCUGAAGGAACUGGUGCAGUGGCUUGGCUUUGCUACCUUUGAACUUUUCCUCCACCUGCUAGCUUUGCUGGUCUUCACCAUGCUGGUUGCUCUUCGGGCUGACGAGUUCAUCCCCAAAUCUAGCUGGUGGUUUGUGUUUGUGCCACUGUUUGCUGCGGACGGCCUGAGCACCUACUUCACAGCGAUCGUGUCUAUCCGACUUUACCAACAGAAUGAGAAGCGCCUGGCGGUGCUGCGGCUGCUCUGGGUGCUCACGGUGCUCAGCCUGAAGUUGGUGUGUGAGGUUUUACUGUGCCAGAAGCUGGCUGAACAGGAACAAGCCAGAGAUCUCUGGUAUGGUCUCAUUGUUUCACCACUCUUCAUCCUGCUGCAGCUGCUGAUGAUACGAGCAUGCAGGGUCAACUAAGGACAGAUGGUUUCACUGGAAAGUGCUUUCACGUCACUGACGAUAUAGGAGCAGAGUGCAGUCUUUGUCUGCCAUUAGAGAUUUAAAGCAUUAAAUGGGUGUCUUUUUUUUUUUUUUUUUUGCUCUUUAAGGAAAAUAAUUUUCCGAUAAUUGAGUUUCAUAUGGCUUCAAGACAACCAAGAAUCUUCCUUGCCCACUUCAGUUAUUAUUAUACAGUACAGUACUUGAUAUUUGUGUUGAAUAAAUUGUUGCAAUUUAUUCCAAGGCCAUUUUUAUCUGGAUAAAUGACCACUGUAAGUUGUUGUGGGACCUCUACAAAUGGUAGAACUUGUCAGAUGUGUGUAUGGAACAUAGUAGUAUCUCCAUAUUGUACAAUCAAUGGGGCAUAAUGGGUAUAUCAGUUUUAAUGCACAUGUACACAAAACAUGUACAUUUAAUAAACUGGUGAAACCUGAAGGAAAUAUUGCCUCAGGCAAAUCUCCUGGGUUAGGAAUCAUUAAGGGGCUGCUGCAGCCUUUGCUACUUGCCAGCUGAAGGUGUAUUAUCUUGUUUCUCAAUGUGCUGCUGGUCGCUGGGAGUGUUGCUCAUGCAAAAUUGUUCUCAAGUCACUGCAUUUGUUGGUUCCCAUCAGCGAGUACAUUCUGCACUGAAAGAAGGUGAUUGACACCCGUCAGCUCACAGUCCGGUUCCAGUCCAGUAACUGAAUGUGUUUUUCCAUGAGCAGUAGAUUGUUGUACACACAUAUUCCCUAAAAGAAAUGUUUAUUUUCACAAUGUGUAAUGUAUUUUUAUCCAUUCUUGAUCCUGCCUUGUGUAUGUACUGCAUGUAUUUAUGGCCUAGUUUUUUAAUUUAAAUCCUGAUGUGAAAUUCUGCUUAAUUUGUUUGUAUUUUGGAAAGGAAAUUUGCAAACACCUAUUUAUGUUUUUGCUACGGCACAUUUGUUGUCACAUGUACAUACAUGUAAAUUAAAUAAAAAAUGUAAACAA
Molecule: messenger RNA, 1700 nt
Organism: Cololabis saira (Pacific saury)
Lineage: Eukaryota; Metazoa; Chordata; Actinopteri; Beloniformes; Belonidae
Gene: tmem203
Product: transmembrane protein 203
Exons: 2
Coding region: 298-714 (138 amino acids)
Biological process (GO): intracellular calcium ion homeostasis
Cellular component (GO): endoplasmic reticulum
Source: RefSeq, a predicted model, not a curated record